Myxozyma melibiosi is the source of this 2741-nucleotide messenger RNA. RefSeq names its product putative DNA excision repair protein. The record is from RefSeq and is a predicted model, not a curated record. Gene Ontology annotation, molecular function: ATP-dependent chromatin remodeler activity; ATP binding. Bases 69 to 2705 code for a protein of 878 amino acids. Lineage: Eukaryota; Fungi; Ascomycota; Lipomycetes; Lipomycetales; Lipomycetaceae. The transcript is spliced from 6 exons.
CAGCGAAUGUGUGAUGAAAUGCUGUAAAACUAUGAAAUAAAUCCAAAAAGCCUUGUUUGUGCGAAACUAUGGGUGCAAGCACUGGUCGCUCGGGUAGGCCUGAGAACGACGACGCUAAAGCCAGAACGCGCGUCGCAUGGUCCUCGGACGAAGAGCCAGAGUCAAGCAGCGCGGGUCGACGCUCUAAAAGCUACUCCAAGCGGCGACGUGACCCGAGAAAGCGCGCGGCAGAUGCACCCAGGCCUCAGCUCUACGUUGACCGUCGCCGGAAAUUCGACAGUGCUGUAGUCAGAGACGGGAAGAAUCUCUGGCUUCCUCCGGACUACUCUGGCUUUUCUGUCUUUGGAAAUCACGGGUCAUCGCUGAAACAAUCAUAUGAUACUCGACCUUCUUUCCCUGGCAGCAGUCCGCACGCGCCUUAUGCCGAUCUGGUCCUAGACUCUGGCGGCACCAUCCCUGCUCCAGUCGCGCAAUGGCUACGGCCGUAUCAGAUCGACGGCGUAGCAGCCUUACACGAGCGAUAUGUGAAGCAGUCAGGGUUCUUGCUGUGUGAUGACAUGGGUCUCGGGAAAACGAUCCAGGUCAUUGCGUUUCUUACUGCCGCGUUUGGGAAGACCGCGGACUCGCGCGAUGCGUCGAGAAUGAGAGUUAUGAGAGACGCAGGGCGGCGGUAUCCUCGCGUGCUGAUAAUCUGUCCUGGCACGCUGUUUGAUAACUGGACGGCCGAGUUGAAAACCUGGGGGUGGUGGGUCGUCGACGUCUACCACGGUGCAAAGAAAGAUGAAGUUCUCGCGGCGGCUGAGGCGGGUAGUCUCGAAAUCAUGCUCACAGCCUAUCAGACAUACCAGAUCCACGAGAGCAAGAUCAAUAUGAUCGAAUGGGACUGCUGCAUCGCCGACGAAUGCCACCUGAUCAAAGAGCAAACAUCCAAGAUCUCUGCCGCUCUUGUUAACGUCAACAGUCUCUGCCGAAUCGGACUGACCGGCACGGCGCUGCAAAACAAGUACGAAGACCUGUGGACGUUGCUCGAUUGGGCGAAUCCUGGUGCGGUCGGGAGCCGGAAGAGUUGGAUGCAGAUGAUCAGUGCGCCAUUGAAAGCGGGACAGUCUCAUAAUGCGACCGCCAAUGCGCUAGCGAAAGCAAGAGUAACUGCCAUGAAGCUUCGAGACAAUGUGCUCAGCUUAUUUCUCCUAAGAAGAACAAAGGAAUUGAUAGCAGACCAACUCCCCAAAAAGCGUGACAUGGUAGUCUUUUGCGACCUCUCCCCUCUCCAGAAAGAAGCCUACCAAAACUAUUUCCAGUCCGAUGACGAGCUCUUCAAGGACGAAGACGCUGCGUCAGAGCAUUUCUUGUCAAAGUGUACUACUGGGUUGAAAAUGGCUGAUCAUCUUGCUUUGUGCUUACCAAGAAACGAAGAAGACAAAGAAGAAAAACAGAAAUCAAGCAGGAUCCUAUCCCAAGCGCUUCCGAAUGACUGGCAAAGACUAAUGUCGCGCUCGCCGGUGGUCAACUACUCUGAUCCCGAAUUGUGCGGAAAAUGGAAGAUCUUGCGCCGUCUAUUACAGCACUGGCGGCGGACGGGCGACAAGGUCUUGCUGUUUAGCUACUCGACCCGGAUGCUCGAUAUGAUUGAUCACCUUCUGACGUCGUAUGGGAAUUAUUCGUUUUGUCGACUGGAUGGGUCGAUGACGUACCUUGAGAGACAGAGACAGGUCGACAAGUACAACAACGACCCCUCGCUUUUCAUCUUCCUGAUCUCCACCCGGGCCGGCGGCGUAGGCCUAAACCUAGUCUCAGCCAACCGCGUCGUUCUGUGGGACCUGAACUGGAACCCGACGCACGAUCUGCAAGCGAUGGAUCGCGCGUUCAGGCUAGGUCAGAAGCGCGAUGUGGAGGUGUACAGACUGGUUUCGGCGGGGACGAUCGAGGAGAUUAUCUACGCGCGGCAGAUUUAUAAGCAGCAGCAGGCGAAUAUUGCGUAUACUGCUUCGAUGGAGAGGAGGUAUUUUGAUGGGGUUGCGGGGGAGAAAGGACAGGCCGGUGAAUUGUUUGGUCUUCGCAACAUACUAUCAUACAAUCAAAAGAACUCAAGUCUCAGAAACAUCGUCAACCGAACAAAUAUCGCAGAAGCCGUCUCCGCAGAAACAGGUCUUGACAUCCAAGAGCUCAAACUUCGCAGCGGCGGUGAAGAGCCCAGCGACGAGAUCGAGGACGAAGGCGUCAAGAAAUCAGCAAAUGCAGGUCUUUCAGACGACGAGUCCAUGGAGCAGAAUUUCAAGACUCUGCUGGCUGAUAACCCGGCGGUCAAGAGCAACAGCGGCGGCGGCGGCGGAAGUCCGCGGAAGAAACGACGGCGGAUCGAUCCAGUGACUGCGAUCUUGGACGCCGUCGGCGUAAAGUACGCGCACGACCACGGCGACGUCGUGGGGCCGUCGAGGGUGGAGCAGCAGAUUAGUAAAGAUGCAAUCAGGCGGUUUGAAGACGAACGGCUACGAGGCGACGACCGAGCUAUUUUCGAUCGUCGGCGCGGGGAUGAAGAAGGUGUUUUGUUUCAUCCGCCGCAGGACGUGCGCUGUAGACAGUUGAACUCGAUUGCCAGGCAUUUUGGCUAUGAGUCGACAGUGGAGUUUGGGUUGUAUGUCGAGAGUCUUAGUAUUGACCGAAGACGGGAACUUCUGAGUCAAUUCUACAGAGAGAUGGAGUGAAUUUCUUUUUCAUGUGUAAAUAGUGCAAUAUCAGGU